UCUGUCCCCCGUGUCUGCCUCCAAAAGAAAAAACAGCCUGGUUUCCCGAGCGCAGGCCGCAACCACCCUUCUCCCCGUAAAACCCAAAGCCAACGCAGGCGAGGCCAAGAACCAACCGAGCACCGCGCGCAACUGCGCACACGCCCACACAUAGCUAGCUACCAGCACAACUCGAGCAAUGCAGCCUCCGCUCCACUCCGUCGCUUCCCACCCCGCGCCGCAUGGACGCGAGCAGCAGCACUAGCGCGGAGCGAGAGCGAGCACGGCGAGCGGGCGGCGGGGUGCCAUGGACCUGAUGGGCGGGGUGGUGAUGGACGCGGGCGGCGGCGGCGCCGCGGAGCUCGGCCUGCUCGGAGGCGGCGGAUCUAGCAGCAGGCUGCUCAAGCACGGGCGGGGCAAUGCGGCGGCGGGAGGAGAGGACCACGGCUGGGGCGGCGGCGUUGGCGGCGGCAGGGCCAAGCAGGCCAGGACGGCUACAGCGUCCGUCGUCGCUGGGGACGUGGUGGAGGCGGCCAAGGCGGCGGCGGCGCCGUUCCUGCUGGGCUCCUGCAGCCCCGGCCACGGCGGCGAGCAGAUGCUCAGCUUCUCGUCCGCCACCGCCGCCGCGUCCUCGUGCGCCUCCACCGCCGCGGUUGCAGCGGCUGUGGCGGCUGAUGGUGGGGCGAUGCCGCUGUACUACGGAACCCCGGCCUCUUGCUCAGGAUUGAGCUCGGUGAGCUUGAGCACCAGCAUGCAGGGGGCAAUGGCCCGGGUGAGGGGUCCCUUCACGCCGUCCCAGUGGAUCGAGCUGGAGCACCAGGCCCUGAUCUACAAGUACCUGGCUGCGAACAGCCCCAUACCUCACAGCCUCCUCAUCCCCAUCAGGAGGAGCCUCGCAUCGUCUCCCUACCCGCCUUCCUACUUCGGCACGAGCACAUUGGGGUGGGGCUCUUUCCAGCUGGGCUACUCCGGCAAUGCGGAUCUGGAGCCCGGGCGGUGCCGCCGGACGGACGGCAAGAAAUGGCGGUGCUCCAGGGACGCGGUCGCCGACCAGAAGUACUGCGAGCGACACAUGAACCGGGGACGCCAUCGUUCAAGAAAGCAUGUGGAAGGCCAGCCUGGCCAUGCCGCGAAAGCCAUGUCCGCGGUGGUGGCGGCUGCUGCUACCCAGCCUGCUGCUCUGGCCGGCGCCGGAGCUACUGCUGCUGGCCUCACUGUCAAUCAGCACCAGCAGCCGGCGAAGAGCUAUGCCACGGGUGCGGCUGAUCCUUGCUCUCUGCAAUAUAACAGGGAACUGGUGAACAAACAGAAUGAGAGUGAAAACAUGCAGGACUCUGACAAUCUCUCGAUGCUGACUUCCAUGACUACAGGAAACACAGGCAGCGUGUUUCCAUUCUCCAAACAAAAUAAUCCUUUUGAAGUGACCAGCUCAAGGCCAGAGUUUGGCCUUGUUUCAUCAGACUCACUGAUGAGCUCUCCACAUAGUUCCUUGGAGAAUGUGAAUCUGCUCAGCUCACAGAGUCUGAAUGAACACCAGAGUUCAGCCACCCUGCAGCACUUUGUGGACUGGCCCAGGACACCUGCCCAGGGAGGUCUUUCAUGGCCCGAGGCAGAAGACAUGCAAGCUCAGAGAUCACAGCUCUCAAUAUCUGCUCCAAUGGCAUCCUCUGAGCUAUCAUCGGCCUCCACAUCUCCCAUCCAUGAGAAGCUGAUGCUAUCACCUCUUAAGCUGAGCCGCGAGUAUAGUCCAACUGGUCUCAGCAUUGCAGCAAACAGAGAUGAAGUUAGCCAGUUAGAAGCAACCUGGGCGACAAUGUUCCGCGAUUCUUCAAUGGGCGGUCCGUUAGGGGAGGUUUUGAACAAGAACGGCAAUGUGGAAGCAAAAAACUGCCUGUCGGCACCUCUGAACCUUCUAACCGACUACUGGGAUUCAAGCCACGGGAUGGAGUCAUCCCCUGUGGGAGUUUUGCAGAAGACCACCUUCGGAUCAGUCUCCAGCAGCACUGGGAGCAGCCCUAGGAUUGAGAACCACGGCGCUUACGAUGGUAUCAGCAACCUGCGGGAUGAUCUCGGCUCAAUUGUAGUAAGCCAUCCGAGUAUCCGCUUUGUGUGAGCUUCUUGAGUUCUGACCAUGAAAACCUGCAACAAGACGGCGGCCAUAGAAGAGGGACAUAUGGCUAUGGUAAUCCUCAAAGCGUGAGGGAGCAUUUACCUCGUAGUUUGUCAUUUGAGACUGAUCUCCUGUUUUUGUCACUUCAGUUCUUCUUUCUUUUGUUUCCUUGUAACUUGGCUUUGUAACUUUCACCUUCCUUGGAUCGUGAAAAGCGCUGUGUUGUGUGGUGUGGAUGGAUUUUGGUGCGCCGUUGAUGCAUAAUCAUCUGAUAAAAGCCAGUAUCCGAUCAUAGUCGUCUGUUGAGGAUUAAUGCGAGUAUCGCCUGUUGUUCAUA
Sorghum bicolor (sorghum) is the source of this 2426-nucleotide messenger RNA. RefSeq names its product growth-regulating factor 6. Gene Ontology annotation, cellular component: nucleus. The record is from RefSeq and is a predicted model, not a curated record. Gene Ontology annotation, molecular function: ATP binding. The transcript is spliced from 4 exons. Bases 287 to 2092 code for a protein of 601 amino acids. NCBI's taxonomy places the organism in Eukaryota, Viridiplantae, Streptophyta, Magnoliopsida, Poales, Poaceae. Gene Ontology annotation, biological process: regulation of DNA-templated transcription; DNA-templated transcription; developmental process.